Prorocentrum cordatum is the source of this 1557-nucleotide messenger RNA. The record is from the annotation of a GenBank genome assembly. Lineage: Eukaryota; Dinophyceae; Prorocentrales; Prorocentraceae.
GCAGGCGACGACGCCUCCGCCUCGGACCGACAGGUUCAAGGACGAGGACCUGCCGCCCUGGGCCGACACCGCCGGCGUGAUCCGGGAUGUCCUCGCAGGGAAGCCGUUCGACGAGGUCCUGCUCAGCAUGCGCGCGCGCGAGGGCGACGCCUUCCGCAUCUUCAUCCCCUACCUCUUCGGGGAGACAGUGGUCCUCAUGGGCCUCCGGGCCAACCAGUUCAUCUUCACGGAGCACGACAAGAACCUGGACCAGGCCCUCGGCGGGGUGGUGGGCACCGCCGUCUCCGGCAAGAAGACGAUGGGGACCAAGGAGCGCAAGGAUACCGAGGCCGGCAAAAUUUUCGAUAAGGCGUCUGUGAAUUUCUUCUCUAACAGGCAAGCCUUGGAUCGUGCGACGGCGAUAUUCGUCGAUUCGUCCGAGGACUUCUGCGAUCAGAUGGAGCGAGAAAUCAAGCCAGAUCAAAACGUGUUCGAGCUAUUAUGGAAGUACGUCGUCCAGACGAACGCCGACAUGCUCUACGGGAAUGGCGAGAACGCAGGUAAGAUCGUGUGCAGGACCAUCGAUGCUAUCAACAAGGAGGGGCUUUUUUCGCCUCAGGUGAAGAAGGCGGGUGAUGACUUAUCAACAGUUUUGAAUGACAGCUACAUGGACCGCAUCAAGAACCCUGCGACGUAUGCCGAGGAGGAUUCCAUGUUCACUGAGUUUUUUAGACUUUCGAAGGGCUCCGCUGAUAAGGAUAUGCUGCAGGGCUUCCAGCAGUUCAUGCUUACGCUGCAGCUCGCCGCAAACGGGAAUCAGCUGGUCACCAUCCGGUGGCUGAUGUCCCACGUCUAUGCGGACCAGCGCAUCCUGGACGGUGUCCGGGCGGAGGUCCGCGGCAAGUUGGCGGAGAAGGGGGAGAAGCUGGGCCUCGAGGGUCCAGCGAGCAUCCGCGACCUGCACCUCGACGACCUGCUGGACCUGAAGAUCACCAACGCGUGCAUCACCGAGGCGGUGCGCCUCCACAGCGACAUCCCGGCCAAGCUGACGCUGCGCACGGCGGAGAUCGACCUGGAGUUCGAGGGUCACCAGAUCCCGAAAGGCACGACGAUCUUCCUGUACGCGGACGCCGUGCACAAGGAUCCGAAGUACUUCCCCGAGCCAGCCUCGUUCUGCCCCUUCCGGUACACGGAGAAGGAGGAGUGCAAGCGGAAGGAGCUCGAUAGGGAGGUGGUGACGUUCGGGCACGGCCGGAAGCGGUGCACCGGCGAGCUCCACGCACGGUCGCAGAUCUCAGCCCUGCUGGCCUCGUUCGUGAUGCGCUUCGACAUGGACCUCGUCACGGGCAUGCCAGACAACUCAAUCCCCGAGGCCUCAGCUGCAAGACAUGACCAUGCUCUGGCAUGGGAGCAACCACAAGCAAACGGAUGAGGAGAAUGAGAAGGACCACGACGGCCCCUUCGUCUUCGACACGGCCAACACCUUGGUGCUUAGAAACCUGCGCCGCAGGCACGACGCCCCCGGCGAACCCUUGUCGUCGAAGUGCCCCGUGACGCGGGCGGCGAAGGCCGCGGAGG